CCAUUGACUACUCAAACCCUGGCCUUAUCUGCUCACUGGAAUGAAGUCUGUUUCGCAAGCGUUCCCGGAAGUGAUGUUACUCUGGGAUUAGAAACUCUGUGGUUUGGUAAUGAAAUGUAUCUUGGUCACGCCCGAACGUCAUGUGUACGUGCUAGUUCCCGACGUUACCGAUUGAGUUGAGGAACAAACAGAGGACGACCAACUCGGUCGAUGGUGGAGAAGAGUCAAGCGAACAUAUUUUUUAAAAACAAUUGAAAUUGACAGUAUAUAUCUGUGCCAGAAAAGGAAAUCGUCGAAAUGAAAUUGCUGUGGGGUUUAAGUGCCCUCCUCUUGUGCUUGUACCGAGCCAAUGCCCUGACAGGUAAUAUUUUUUUCUAGCUAGUUAGCAGUUAGGCCUCAUAUACAGUCAUUGAGUUAGAAUAACUCGGUUGUGUGUGCCGUGCUAACUCACUGGCUUGCUAGCAAACAAGCUAACGUUAGCGCUUUUCAAUUACUUAUUUGAUGCUGUGCUUUCAUGCACGUAGUUAAGACAGUAUUUUUACAGUUGAAUGUUUUCCAACGUUUUUCAAGCAGUCAACCUUUGCCAUCUAGGUACUUUGGAAAAUGAACGAGUGGCUAGCUAGCUAGGAAACAAAACGUUAUUUUGUAAUGCGUUAGCUAAGUUGGCUAACGUCGUUAGCUAGUAAUAAUGGUCACAGCGUUCCAAGCGCAGAACCAUUGAUCAUUUCAGACUCGCAGUCAUGUUUAUCCAGGUAACGUCAACUGUGUAUCGUUAAACCAGAGAGAGUUCUGACAAAAAUGGGAUGAUUUGCAACAAUAUUCAUAAAUAACUAGCUAGUAUAUUAUAAAAUUCGUCCACGGUUGGCUCCAUGUGAAUUACAAUUUCGAGGCAUUUAAGAACGUCAAUUAUCGUUUGCUAAACGGUUUUCGAAACAUAUGCUGAUAUGGCCCUAUCAUAUCAGCGAGAAAGACUCUUAAAAAAAUAAAAUAUAAAAAAAAUACACUUAGCUACUGUAGCAGGUUUGCACAGAUCCAUAUGCUGUGUGCCAGAAGAUACUGACCUUACCGUUAUGCUUGUUUACACUGAGCUGCACUAGGGUAGGAAUGCAAUGUGGAGCCAGCGUGAGAUAUAGGUCAGAAAGCGUACCUCGAUGCAGGGAUGGGAUAUGCAACUCUGCUCCAAAUUGUACCUUUAUUCAUAACUGAUACAUCAAGAAGAUUGAAAUACUGUUAGUUUUCCCGUAAAACGGCCCUUCUCCUCCUCAUGCUAGCUUGCAGUAGCCACCACAGCCAUUUUGGAAUGGCAUUGUUAGCCAAUCAGCGCCUUUGUUCUACGCAAAGUUUAAUUCCAUAAUGGCUACUGCUCGCUAGCACAAGGACAAAAAGGGCACUUUUCCAGAAAACUAUACAUAUUUAUAUUCUCAAUGGAGCAGUGUGGAUAAAGGUACAGUAGCAUAUCCCAUUCAUGCAUUGAGGUAAGUUUUCCAACCCCAGUGCAGCUCAGUGUGAACAAGAGUAACGGUAGGGUCGUUAUUUUCUGCCAACCAUCUGAUGAACUAUACUUUCGCUACAGUGUGUUAGAGCACGCUAGAUGGCUAAUUAGCAUAGGUGGUCGCCUCUGUCUAUUUUUUAAAUCUAUCGUCUGUCUUCUGUACACCGGCGCAGUAACAUGGCAGUGUGGGAACACGAACCCUUUAAAGGUGUGUAGUAUUUGAACCUUUUUUGUUUUUUGAAAAUGAUUUCUUGCUGAUAUGAAAGAUGGCUACGUUCCUUAUGUUUCCAAAACCGUACCGCAAGUGGUGCGUGUUAAUAUUCAGAACAAGCUUCUGGGCUCUUAACUAAACUCCUCCGGCAAGAAGAUACUAUGUUCAAUAGGCGCUAAAGGUAGUUAGCAUCUAUGAAUGGCUUAACCAGGUAGCUAAUUUAUACACAUUGCAGUGAUCAAAAUUGGUGACUUAUUGUAAUGGUUAACGUUAGAUAAAAAUAGUUUUCAUAUUGCAACCUGCCAUCAUCAAGAAUAUAGUUGUAUUAAAUAACUCUCGUUUUAAAUAGGCAAUCUAGUGUCAACAACAUUUACUACUAGUAUCUACUAGCUAGCUUGCACAUUUUUCACCUGAUCCCUCACCGUGACCAACAUCACCUUUGGCCAAAUAUCAUAGACGUUGGUUUAUUUCUUCAUAAACCAGACAAUGUUUUUUUUUAGUGUUGCCAGUUGUUGAAUUUGUAAAUUAGCAGACUAACCAGACACGUGUGUUUGAAGUCUCAGCUAGUUUUGUGUGAGAGCCAAAGCUCAGCUUGUGCCUCUGGCUUGUUUUAGCUACAGUCUUUAAACCGGUGUAGACCAGUGUGCCUGCCUGAACCAUUAGAUGUUAACUAGCAGGUUAGCUGCUGUGUCAUAUAAAGACGUCCCUUUUUAAAUAAAUAAAGUUGGCCUAUGUUUUACCUCAAUCAUAUGUAGCAUUUCUAUGGAGAUGAAUAACAUACAAUUAUUCAAGAGGUACAACAUGCUACCACAUUUAAAUUCACACUGAAUAUUACGUUUCUAUAUGAUUACAAAUUUAUUUGUAUUUAUUUAUUUUAUUUUUAGUCAUUUAGCAGACGCUCUUAUCCAGAGCGACUUACAUGAGCAAUUAGGGUUAAGUGCCUUGCUCAAGGGCACAUCGACAGAUCUUUCACCUAGUCGGCUCGGGGAUUAGAACCAGCGACCUUUCGGUUACUGGCACAACGCUCUUAACCACUAAGCUACCUGCCGCCCCAAAUGUAAUGAAUGUGUCAAACAAACAAGAAGCUUUUUGUUUACAAGAUUGUUGUGGAAGCUUGUUUUUAGCAGAGAUUGCAACAAAAUUAGAUGACCUUAAUCUCCUUAUAAUGUUCCGUCACAACCACUGCCUUGUCUAUUUAAGAUUGUGCUGACUUUCUAAGCCUGGAAGAGCCUCAAGCCAUGGCAGUCUAUAUACAUUACGCAACCUUGAGUACUUAGUAAAGCAUUGCAUGCCGUGCAUCAUGCGCUCAUUGUUAACUUUGCCAAUUCAGAGUGACGGUCCAUUUUAUUAACUUAUGUUCAGUGUCAAAGAAACAAGGCAGUAUGUGGACUGAUUUAUGAUGAUUCAAUGUGUUUUGGACCAAUUAAUGACACUAAAACAUUCUAGAUAAGGAAUGAUGGGGAUGGUGUAUAAUAUUCUUGCAUGUAGAUUGCUAGCUCCUUUAAUUUGGUGUGAAAAUGGCUACAUCUUAGGCCUAAUGGUUUUGGUUAAUCCUCAAAACCGGACCAAAUUAUUGGGGAACUUGCUUUGUAUUUUCAAAAGCUGAUUUGAUAGAUAAGUCACACACACACUGUAGCCUGCUCUAUAUGCUCUCAACAAUUUAAAUGGGUAAACCUAACAAAAAAGAUUGAUUUUUGCCAGGACAGUUUGGGGAAACUGGACUUUGCAUUUGUCCUUUUACUAUGCUAGGUCCUCCAUUGACCCAGAUAUACAGAGUGGCAUGAAAGCUUCAGAGGGCAUGUCCCAGGGGAAUGCAGAUGCCUCUGAAGCUACAGCACACAGGCAGUCCCCAUGCUGGAUGGGCUGGGCUCCACUAUGGCAGCUCCAGAUCAUUAAUACAAUUAUAUUUCCAUUGCGCUAUAUUUCCACUUGGUUUGAGAAGUAGGUUAUAGAAAGCAGGCAGCCAUUUACCCUUCGGUUAAACAAGGUCAGGAAAAGCAAGUUUUGAAGCAUUUCCUAUUCAAAUGAUAAGAGCGUCUGCUAAAUGACGUAAAUGUAAAAUGAACGGAGUCAUGAAGUAGGGUGGGCUCAUAAAAGGCCAUUGUUUAUGUAAUAGAAUAUUGAUACGUAUAUAUGUCAGAUAAAAUCUUUGCUAGUAGCAUUUGUUGCACAGUCUGACCCUGUGCCCUGAAUAGUGUGUUCAGGAUUCAUGUUGUUGGUUUGCGAUUUUGAUUGUCCAUUUUCUGUCGGCAUAAUUGGUCACUAUGGGUAGGCUAAAUGCUGCAUACAAACAACUGUAAUGACCAUGAUCAAAUUCUUACUCACUAAUCAAUGCUAGUGGAACCUGUGAAGUGUGAAUGUCAAGAAAGGCUACUGUAUUUUCACAAUAUAGGGUGCAGAUUUGAGCUCUAGGCUAUCUGACUUUUUCUCUCACCUGUUGCAGGACAUUUUGUGUUCCUGUUUUAUAUUUAGCAUUUACACGCCUAUCACACCUGCUUUUGAAACAUCCUAUUUGUCCUCAGCUAACAUUCACACAAAAUAGAAACCUAGUUGUUUACAAUAAGUAGGUGGCCCUAUGUCCUUAGAAAGCUGUAACACAUUAACUUGACAACCAUUCCAAGCAGUCAGUCCUCUGUCCUUUUGCUAUGCUAGUCACGCUGAUUUCAGGAGGGGUAUACUGGAGCUGUCUUCUUGGUCAGGUCUCCUUCCAAAAUUUGUUUAAAAAAAAAAAUUCUCCAGGUGGAACUUCCUGGUGGGUUAAAUAAAGUUUGAUACAAGCUAGAAACACACCUAAUUUAGGUAUGAUUUUCAUUCAGGCCUAUGUGAAGUCAGUAUCUACAUUUGUUUUGUACAGCAUUUGUUACGAAGGUGACCUUUUGCAAUGGUUAAAAGGAUCCCGCCACCCUGAGCUAAAAGGUCACAUGAUUUUUAGAGCCAGAGCCACCCGUGCCACCAACCCCAAUUCGAUUCACAAGUUUGACUCUGGACAUGCUGUCUCCGGUCUUUAGGGGGCCAACUAUUCAGAAAAUGUCCACCUACCACCACCUCUUGUUAUUGUCCUACUAUGCAAAAAUACAAUAAAGAGAAAGGGUGUGGCUCAGACAUUGUCUGAAAACAUGGUUGUCUUUGUUCAAGCAGCGUUACAUAGGGAUCCCUGAGUUUGUUCUCAAGCAUUUCCUCAUCAUUGAUCUCCUGGAUUGUUUAUGCAAGUGGGCCUGGAUGUUGAAAGUCUGCAAAGGUUUUGUUCUCCUGUGUGUUGAUUUAAGAUUGUUUUGUGGAAUUCAAUAGAAAUGACCCUACAGGGGGCUAACUCUACACAGCUUCCCUCGCGCCGUGCGAAUUUUAUUCCUCCGUUGCUCCUCCUGGGUAUUAAAUCCUGUACAGAUUGUCCUCAACGUCAGAUCAGGUGUUUGAUUUAAUAACUAAGCCCUGCACUUCUCAUCAACACUGACAAACCGACAGAGAAUUUAAUACAUUUACAGACACAAUUUUGAAUCAUAUCUGACAUUUUUAAUAGCAUUUUCAUCCAUCUGCUUUGCCUACUCAUGUGCAAUGAAUAACAAAAACUACAUUUCAUUCUUUUCAGUUGACCUUCAUGAAAUGUAUCUGGUUUUAUCAGCGGCUUUUGAUUUAAUGCACGUCAUUCAACUUUUCUGUAUCUGCAAUGGGUCUGAUUAUCAAGGAUUCUAAAAAGCCAUUUGGCAUGAACUGUUUUUGGUUAAAAUGCUGAUACUCAAACCCCUACUCUUUCGAAGUGCCAUUUCUCAUUCAUGUGUUCUAUUAACCUCUUGUUUCUUUCUUUUUUUGCCUGCUUGCCUUUUCCAUCACAUGUUUUACUUUCACCUCCAUAAAAUUGCCGGAUGUGCUAAAACCAAUCUGAACCCAAAUCAAUAUAAUCAAUCCCUCCCCCCACGAUGGCCUGUUCAGCUGGUUUUGUCAAGUCGCCCCUGUCCCAGAUGAAACUGAUAGAGGACAUUGCAGAGCUACACUGUGAGGUGACCGGGAACCCCAUCCCUGAGGUGCAGUGGUGGUUCAUAGAGGGUGAGGAGCCCGACGAGACCAUGACCCAGCUGUUCGAUGGGGCGCGGGAAGACCGCGUCGGGAUCAACGCCACCUACAUCCAGCACGCCACCAGCUCCAUUCACCUCUUAAACCUCACGCUCAAUGACUCGGGCACGUACGAGUGCCGCGCUUCCAACGACCCCGACCGCAACGAGCUGAAGAAGGCACCCAAAAUCAAGUGGAUCCGCUCACAGGCUAACGUUAUAGUGUUUGAAUGUGAGUGAGUGGUGGUGGGAGGCCAUGCCAUGCGUACAGCCAGGCAGCGUCUCCCUGUAGAGAGGACAGCGAGUGGUCCAGCUCCUGUCCCACACCUUCUCCUGCCCUUUGCCCUGUCUCACCCAGACUCCCCUACUCUCCCCUCACUGAGCUCCUGUGAUGUCCAGUAGUGGAGAGCAAACCUGACCACAAGGCGUGGCCGGACCUCUCCUUAGACAUGUCCUACCUGCCGUAGCACUACCCUCAAUCUGAUGCCUUUUUACCAGGCCUAUGUCAAAGCCUUUUAUUUAAAUGAAUUAGGAAAAUAUAUUUCACAUAAUAUUGAUAAUACUGGUCAUAAGGUCUGAAACCUGCAAAUGGCUGCAUCUAAUUUUUGAAUCAUGAAAUUGUCAUUUUCUUUUUAAAGGGGUCAGAUUAUGGUGUGGUUAGCUUCUUGCUGGCUUCCAUUUUGUCUAUUUUGCUGUCUUGUCCAAGUAAUAGAAUGUGUAAUAAUUGAUACUAACAUGGGCACUGUCCUGUUGUGUUUACACUCUUUAGACCUGUUUUAGGCUCUUUAGGAGUACUAAAUUAUCUACAGAAGACAGCAACCCAGCUUUGUGUUGAUUCUCAGCCAUAGGGCAUCUUUCUGCCUUGUGGUCCAGUAUUUAUUGACUAUUUGUGGAUUUCUCUACCUGAACCAAACCAAAAGAUCCUCUUAUUCGUUCCUCUUCUCUGUCAUUGUAACAGCAACCUGCCACACCAUACCUUGCCGGUUGCUUCUUCUGCAUGUGUUGAUUACAAGCUCCUCUCCUCAUGGUCUCCUAGAUUAACUUCCCAGUGUAACCCCUCUUCUCUUGAACUCUUGGUUCAGCCCGAGCUCUCCAUUUAGGUGCCUGCCCAUGUGUGAUCCGCCUCUUCUUGGAAAGCUCUGCGCUGCCAUUUUAUAUUGUGCUGUUCUUGGCUUGAAAUUUGAUUAUGAAAAUAACCUUUGACAACCUAAGCUAGACCUUAUCAGUUGUCACUAUGAGGUUUAGGUUAAAGGAUAGUAAAGCAAUGUCAAGCCCUGAACAGUCUCAAGGUUUGUGCUGCAACAUGUUGGUAUCAAGAUGCCAUAUGACCUGUAAACCCUAUAAAUUCCUUGUAAAUUUGGAUGAAAUCUACAUCUUAGAUCUUUUUUUUGUUUUGUUUGUGUGUCUUUAGUUACCCUAAACUAUUUGAGCAAUAUCCUGUACUUGAAAAGACAAGCAAGAAUUAGUUACACUUGGCUUGUCCUCGUGUUAACAUUACUACGGUAAUGAUCCAGCUAGAUGUGGUCAUAUCAAAGGAUGGCUUAUUAAUAUGUUCACUUUGUCUACAGAUCCCUUAAUCGUGUCUUCACCUAUGGAGGUGAACAACCAGACCUCUGCCAUCCUCUCGUGCAAUCUGACCAACCCCACGUCCAUAGUCAAAGGUCAUUACUGGAUGAGGAAUGGCAAUGUGAUCGAGUCAACGAAGAAGGACUCUCCUGCUCUCUACACCGAACACAAGUAAGUGCCAGCCAGGUAGGCAGCGUGUGUCUACAUGUUUUGAUCUGCAUGUUUGAUCCACCAGAUGGACGGGACUCCCAUCUGAGCGAUAAAACGAUUUCCCGGAGCUGGGCUCGCUGAUUCGAGAUUCAGCUAUUGUCCUGAACCUAGCAGUCGUUGCUUGUCAUUAUUAGCCACCAUUUACUGGUACAUUUCACGGUCUCCCAAGCCUGUUUGUUUGGUCAGCAGCACGGUAGGUCACACAGAGAUUGACCGCUCAGCAGCCCUGAAUGAAUGAAUGAAUGAAUGAAUGAAGCACCACUCCGACCUUUCCUCCAUAUAUUUUGUACAUGGUAACUCGUUAGCUCUCCCCCACUCUCGCUCACUCACACACACACACACACACACACACACACACCAUCCAUUAGUGGUAGCAUUCCAGGCCAUGCCCAGGCAUUCCCAGCCAUUAAUUAGCAGCGAGAUGGACUGUGCAGCUUUGGUUAUAGCCUUGGCAACGUCACGGAUAAGUGCCCCUAGCAGUUCCACUCUUUCAUUCGCACUGACCUUAAUUCCCCAUCAGACGUAAAGAGCAGGGAGGGUUCCAUUGCCAAAACAAAAGUCUGAUUGUUGUUACCAGGGGGAAGUAGAAGCGUUUGUAACAAGGAGAGAGGCAUUUUUAUUUCCUAAUUCUCAACAGCAACAGGGUGCUAUUUGAAGUUCAGCAUGUUGGGGCAGCAUAUUUUGUAGUGUGUUUUUACAGGCAAAGUGACUUCAUGACUGGGAUGUGUUCGAAGCCAUUGUUUGAGUGAAGUCUGUGUUGUAGAAGGCCUAUGUUUCCUAUCUUUAGGGCUUACAUUUUGUUCUUGUUUUUUUUUCCUCCAUUAGCUUGGCUAAAAUUGAUUUCCAUUCCGGUGGAGUAUAUGAGUGCGUCUUCCUCUCUGAGCCUGAGGUGAAGAAAUCCAUUGAAGUCAAAAGUAAGUCAUCCUUUUUUAACUUCUUUUAAAAUAAAGGGAAGUCUCUUUUACUGACAUAUUAGCUAUGCCAAUGAAUGUUACUACCUUUUUAGUGCACUUUGAGUAUCUGAAAGCUGUAACAGGCUUAAAUAGCCAAUUUGUUUAUAAACUGCAGGUGUUUCGGAUGAAUCGUACAUAUUGGCUAUCCCAUAAAAACCUGCAUCCCUAUGUUUGUCACUAGCUGCUCUCCAUGUCUCUGCCUAUAAACGCUCCGAGCAUGGAAAUGAGCAGGACAAGGGUGUGCUGGUUUGUGUCAGUCAUGGAUACCCACUGCAUACUGACUGGAAGUGGUACAAACUGGAAGGAGAAGAGAUGCUGAAGAAGGUACGCUUUACCAAACUUUACAUCACUGAUACACAUUAGGCUUAACAAAAUUGGUUUCACUGAGCCAAAAUAGACCCUGAUGCUGGGCUGAACUGAGUGAUUGAACUCCCUCACCCGUGCUGCAGAUAUUUUCCAAUGUUAGGAGUCGUUGACUAAAUCAAUAUCUUGAUUGAAGUCACAGUAAUGUCACACGCACAAGUACUAUCCAAAGAGGUCUCUGCCCUAGAUAAGAGAGAAGUAUUGAAAUCUGUAAAUGGGUGUUGAAUGACUUUUUGCUCCCGGUCUAUGGCAUUCUCAGGCCAUCACCAACGGAACUGACCGGUAUGAGAUCAAGAGCACCCCCAACAGGACCACCCUGACCAUCAACGACAUGGACAUGGACAUGGACAUGGGUGACUACAUGUGCUACGGGGCCAGCGAAGUGAGCUCGGCCUUCGACAAGAUCCACCUGCGUGUCCGUAGCCGCCUGGCUGCCCUCUGGCCCUUCCUGGGCAUCGUGGCCGAGGUCAUCAUCCUGGUCAGCAUCAUCUUCAUCUACGAGAAGAGGAGAAAGCCUGAUGAGAUCAACGACGGUACGUAGACACACCCGCAGAGAAAUGAAGUACUCUUGUUUUGCCAUUAAUUAUUUCUGAAGUAGCAUACCUCGCCAAGUCAAUAUGAUUUGGCUGUGAGUGUCUGCUGCCCUCCAGUGGCAGAACAGUCUCUUAGUUUCAGAUGCACUGUCAUUCUCCAAAGAUUGCUGUGCAUUAGCUGCCAUUUUAAUGAUAUCUAAACACUUAGUAUUUUCUUAAUGGUUUGGAUAUAGCAGGUUUACUGUUAUUUUACGUGGUCUUCUUGAUUUGCAAUUUUAAAAUAUGUUUUCCACUUAUGAUUUUAGUAAUUUCAUUAGAUCAAAAGCAAUUGGUUUUCUAUUAGAACACCUUUUCUCCAUUUUGUAUUUCUCUGUUCGCUGCUGCAUUUGCGUUUUGGUAAGUGAUCAAAACUGCAUGUCAGGCGGAAGUGGUUGACCUGAGAUGAUAGUAACUGAGAAGCUAUGGGAAUGCACUGCGUUCACUUGUUAAGAAUGUAUCUAAUAAGGAACUCUUCCACUGGCCUUGCAUUCCUACAUUAGACCAACCUGGGCUAAAUUUGAAUUACAUUUUCAGACUGCUAAAACUUAGCCAUAUUUUUAUGACCACCAAUCAAUGUGUUUUUGUCACACCAAGGAAAGGGUCAAAUAGCCUAAGUAAUGUGAUUUUAUGUGGAGAUGGAGGAAAUAAGGCCCAAUGUCAUGGUAUGAAGUGUUGGAAACGCCUAAGGGUUUAGGGUUUUAAAGGUACACACAGCAGUAUGAUGUCAUCAUACACAGGGGCCAACUUCGUGCUUACAGACAUCAACAACAACUGUUGUCUGCAAGCAGGAAGUUACUUGGCUGGUUAUGUCAUAUUUCUGUAUCUACCUUUUAAUAUUUUGUCUUGCAUGCCAUCUGCAUCUUGAUCUCCAUGCAUGAUAAGUAAUUUUAGCUUUUUGUAAUAUGGAUAUCAUGUCAUUGAUCUCAUUCAUUGACUGAGGGCACCUACUCUUUGAUUUAACCGUGAAUAAACGGUCAUGUCCAGAUGGUUCCUUUUGAUCUGCAGUAUGCCUGUACGCUUUGUCUAUAACCGUUUUCGGUGUUGCAUUGUCACUGCAAGGUUUCUCUUUUCACUUGGUUGCCCUGUUUGCAUGAUUUUGAGUGUUGUUCAGAACAGAUUGUUCCUGAAAGACGAUAUGGUAUCAUAGUUGGGAUACAGUGAAGGUAGAUUUGUCAUAACUGCAGUUUCUUUAAAUAAAAGGAUUUAUCGUAGGUUAUUUUAAUAAAGUUCAAGCGAUGUAACUGUAUUUUCUUAUUGUAGAUAGAUCUAUGGCAGUGUACGCUUGUUUUUUGUUUUGCUUAAUUGACAAUGGCCUACUUAAAGAAGUACUUGGAACUUUGUCACCAUUUCCUUCAUUGUCUGUGGAAAGAAUGCCUUCUCCAUGCCUUACUCUCAUUAGUAGAAUGUCUCACUGACUAGACAGUCUCAGCUGUUGACUAAUCUUUUCCCUUGUCCCUGUGCUGCUGUAUAGAUGAGGACUCAGGUUCUGCUCCCCUGUAAGUACACAUUUCACACUGACAUUUAAAAAUGCAAUACAAUUUCUCACCAAGAAAAUAUAUACAUUGCUGGAUGGACUGUAAAGUUCUGGAUGGAAAAUGUCUUUCAGGAAAAGCAAUGCUGCCACAAACCACAAGGACGUCAGGCAAAGGAACUCCAACUGAGAGAAGAUGAGAGAGGUGUGUGUGUGUGUGAGGGCUUUUGAAUCAAUCCACUCGACAGGAUGCGCCUAUUUCAAAUUAAUUUAUUCUGAUUGCAAAAUCAAAGCAGUACAACUCCUGUAGUGGUUGAGCUCUCAUCAAUCUAAUUGUCAGUCCCCUGUCUUUCCGGACAGAUAUCCUGAUGACCAUCUUCCAGGAUGAAGAGCAUUGGUUUGCUGAGCAUCACAUAAUCUAGUGCACCCUGCGAUUUUUAAACAACUUUUAAUUUUUUUCUUGAAAGUUAGUGUCUUGAGAAAUGGACUGAAUUUUCCUCUCACUUUUCUUCUAUAUUUCUCUCCAUAUUGUGCUGCCGGGGAACAUGUUUAGGCUUUUGCAUGAGUUUUAUUGCCGUUCUAGAAGUUUGUUCGUAGUGAAAUCCAUUGUAAACGUUUACGUGGGAAUGAUCUAUUGGUGGUUUUUCUAUUUGUGCUUAUAGCUUCCUCCACUGUCCCUCACUAUUCUAAAUAUCUGCUCUUAUGUUUGCAAGCCUGAACAGCCACCUGUUAAGCAACAUGGAUCCUACUAGGGAUGUGAAAUGUUUGGACACUGAUAUACUUUUGCCCCAGCCCCUGUUAGCACACCUGACUCCAAUAAUCAGCUAAUCAUGGUCUUCAGUUUAGAAUGCAAUUAGU
This is a messenger RNA of Coregonus sp. 'balchen', 11742 nucleotides long. Lineage: Eukaryota; Metazoa; Chordata; Actinopteri; Salmoniformes; Salmonidae. The record is from the annotation of a GenBank genome assembly.